Messenger RNA from Sardina pilchardus (European sardine), 2319 nucleotides. RefSeq lists its product as uncharacterized. NCBI's taxonomy places the organism in Eukaryota, Metazoa, Chordata, Actinopteri, Clupeiformes, Clupeidae. The record is from RefSeq and is a predicted model, not a curated record. Gene Ontology annotation, biological process: protein ubiquitination. The transcript has 10 exons. Gene Ontology annotation, molecular function: ubiquitin protein ligase activity. Bases 580 to 2106 code for a protein of 508 amino acids.
AUAGGGGAAAUGGCUGUUCUGAUGAUGAUUUUGAAAAUGCUUCGGUGUGUUUGUUAUCCGGUUUUAAUGGAGAAACGCGUCUCAUUGUUAAUACAGUUUUGAGGAUACAUGGGCAAACGGCCAGUGACUAGAACUUAGAGCUUCGUGAAUGAAUACAGCACUCCGUGUGCCCAUCAAUGAGUUUAUUUUAGGCUCUCUGGUCCUCAGCUAAUGUAUGUUAGCUAGGUUACCUUAUACUGGAAGGCAAGAAGCUGCUAAGUAUGUGAGCUUAUUGUAAGUCCAAUAUCCCUUCAUAGACGUAAGGAUGUUUUUACAAAAUUCUGUUGUAGUCCACAAGAGAUUGUGAUAUAUAUGUUGAUUAUUUGGAGAUAGAAGUCUGCUUUGAUUUCGCUGUAGUGAACGUUAUAUAAGGUUGUUUGGGUAAUUAGCCUGGAUUUCUUCAGAAAACGAGCCGUCUAUUAGGGAAGCAUCUGUGGACAUUCGGUAAUAGCAUUUUAAGGAUGAGAAAGUUGUUGAACAUCGGUUAAUUUUGAAUUUCUUUGGAUUACGUCGGAAGCUGACAGCACUGAAAACAAAGGCAUGACUACUGCCCUGGAGAUGUCUGAGCCUAGCAGUCCUCAGUCUUUCUUGGUAGAGCCUGACACUCCUGGUCCAAUGAAUCGUGCCUGUUUAAUAGACGACAGCAAUUUGCUUAUGGAGGACAGUGAUGGUGAUUGCAACAACCUCAGUUCUGUAACAGUACCUGAAACACCCAGUCCUCUCUGCCUCAGAAGGCGAGUGCAGCUACAUGAAACAUGGACUGAAACGGGGGCUCCGCCCCUGAACUUGGACAGUAGGUGUAACGCUGAUGACAAGUCUUUGGCUGAUGCCCUGUGCACUACCCCAACCUCACAACAGAAAUGCAAGCGCCGCAGAAUAGUUCAGGAAACCCCCAUCUCUGAGGUGGCGAAACCCAACCGCUAUGGGAGUAGUGGUUUUGUACCAGCCUCAAAAUUAAUGCAAACAUAUGCCCCCUGGCUUGAAGUCCCUCGCCCUUCAGCUUCUUUUGCAUCAGCAUCGUCGUCUUCCAUCCUUCACCAAAGUGGGCCAUCCAGUUCAGACAGCAGAUAUGUAGAUGAGACUUCAUGCCGAUCAAGAUUGGGACCGGCAAUGGAUUCCACAGAGCAGCCCAGAGCACAAAGAGCCAAUAGAAAGAGGGAAAGACCAUCUAAGAGUGCUUCCUCAACCAUAAGUAGCUCGCUGUCUAAAUACACAAAGACCACAGAUGCUGAGAUGUCCUACCCUCCUACUGCCUUCUUUCACUGCAGAGGUACAGCCACAGAGACACAGCCUAGGCCUUUGCUUCCAUCACCCCAACAGAAACAAGAGGAGAUAGUCAUCAUUGAUGAUGAUGAGGAUGAUGUUAUAGUGGAGGCCAUGGUUCGGUCCGUUCAAUUGGCUGAGGAUGAAGCAUUUGCCAGAAGCCUUCAGGAACAGUUUGACCGAGAGGAACAGCAACAACAACAGCAACAACAACAGCAACAGCAGCAACAGCAGCAGCUGGAACAAAGGAGGCAACAAGCAAUGCAUUCAAAUACAUAUCAGUCUAACCACAGGUAUGAUCCAUAUGGAGGUAUGGGUUGGAUGCCUUCAUGGUCUCACAUGGGAGAUGCUUCUGGCUUUGCUUACAUUUCUCCCACCCUAGCAGAGUUACAGCAGGCCAUGUUCGCUGAACCAUCAGGAAGACACGCCGGCCACCGCAUAAAUACACGCGCUCGUCCCCGCUCACGCAGACAAGGGCAACAUCUACCACUGGAUUUAUUUAAUGACAGCCAGGGAAACAACUAUGAGGCUCUGUUGGCUUUUGAAGAGGGUCAAGGUUCAGCAAUACCCAAAAAUGUGUUGACCAAGAGGGAGAUCGAGAGGCUUCCCACAAAAGCCUACAACCCUGCACACAGUGCGGGGAAGACGGAGUGCCAGAUCUGUUUUUGUGAAUACACAGAGGGGGAGCAAUUGAGAAUGCUACCUUGUCUACACGACUACCAUGUGAAAUGUAUAGACCGCUGGCUAAAGGAAAAUGUCACCUGCCCAAUCUGCAGAGCGGAUGUGUCACAGACGUCUAAUUAGCUCAGGACUCAGGAAGCAGUGUCUACCUCACAGCUGGACAGUGUGACUGGGAUGUAGUCCUUUUACAUUUGUCUGAGCAAUAGAGUUAUUUUUAGAUAGUAACAACCUUGGUCUGGUUACCUUAGUGCUCAAAACAUUUUCCCACACUGCGACACAACAUUUUAACCACUGUAUUUGACUUAUUCUGCUAAUAAAACCAUUCCAUGUUGUUUA